Arachis stenosperma is the source of this 1323-nucleotide messenger RNA. RefSeq names its product probable xyloglucan glycosyltransferase 12. Gene Ontology annotation, cellular component: Golgi apparatus. NCBI's taxonomy places the organism in Eukaryota, Viridiplantae, Streptophyta, Magnoliopsida, Fabales, Fabaceae. The transcript has 7 exons. Gene Ontology annotation, molecular function: glycosyltransferase activity. Bases 1 to 1323 code for a protein of 440 amino acids. The record is from RefSeq and is a predicted model, not a curated record.
AUGGUGUCGUAUAAAUCAAUACUACUAGUGAAACAAAUUGUGUUGUUCCUUAUUCAGAGCUUGGAUAGGCUUGUGCUUUGCUUGGGUUAUUUUUGGAUCCGGUAUAAGAAGAUCAAGAAUGUUGCUACUGAAGAUUAUAGUGAUUUGGAUCUUGAAUCUGGGGAGAAGAAAGGGUUCUUUCCUAUGGUGUUAGUCCAGAUCCCCAUGUGCAAUGAGAGAGAGGUUUAUCAGCAAUCAAUUGGUGCUGUUUGCAAUUUGGAUUGGCCUAAGUCCAAGUUGCUAAUUCAAGUUCUAGACGAUUCAGAUGAUCCAAUAACUCAGUCUUUGAUCAGUGAUGAGGUGAAGCAAUGGCAACAAGAGGGUGCCAACAUGGUGUAUCGGCAUAGGGUGAUCAGAGAGGGUUACAAGGCAGGUAACUUGAAAUCUGCCAUGAGUUGUAGCUAUGUGAAAGACUACAAGUUUGUCACAAUUUUCGAUGCUGAUUUCCAGCCUACUGCUGAUUUCCUUAAAAGAACAAUUCCUCAUUUUAAGGAUAACGACGAAUUGGGAUUAGUUCAAACGAGAUGGUCUUUUGUGAACAAGGAUGAGAACCUUUUAACACGGUUGCAGAACAUUAAUUUGGCUUUUCAUUUUGAGGUUGAGCAGCAAGUAAAUGGGAUCUUCCUUAAUUUCUUUGGGUUCAAUGGCACCGCCGGAGUGUGGAGAAUUAAGGCCUUGGAGGAUGCCGGUGGUUGGUUGGAGAGGACCACUGUUGAGGACAUGGACAUUGCCGUUCGAGCUCAUCUUCAUUGCUGGAAAUUCAUCUUCCUCAAUGAUGUUGAGUGUCAAUGUGAGCUACCAGAAUCUUAUGAAGCUUAUAGGAAACAGCAACAUAGAUGGCAUUCCGGACCAAUGCAAUUGUUUCGCCUUUGUUUGCCCGCCAUCAUACGCUCGAAGAUAAGCUUAUCAAAGAAAUUCAACAGCAUAUUUAUGUUCUUUCUUCUUAGAAAAUUGAUACUACCCUUCUAUUCAUUCACACUAUUCUGCAUAAAUAAGAAGCAUAAUAGAAUAUAUAUGAAGGAACUUGCUUUGGUCGUUUUGCUUCUAACAGCCUCAGCAAGGUCUCUUCUUUCAGCACAAGGAAUCCAUUUCUACUUCUUUCCACCAGCGGGUCAUGUCCAACCACCCCCUCCACCAGCUCCAAUUCUCGAGGUGGUCAGCAAAAAGGUUGGAAGUCUACCCAACAGGAGAGGGCCGGGAAGGCGUGGAAGAGAUAGGAAAACUAGUAAUAGGCGCCACCGCAAAGUUGUUGCUGGAAGUAAAGACAUGGACACAGCAAGUUAA